Mustela lutreola (European mink) is the source of this 2387-nucleotide messenger RNA. RefSeq names its product serine/threonine-protein kinase Sgk3. Gene Ontology annotation, molecular function: phosphatidylinositol binding; ATP binding; protein serine/threonine kinase activity. The transcript has a single exon. NCBI's taxonomy places the organism in Eukaryota, Metazoa, Chordata, Mammalia, Carnivora, Mustelidae. Bases 255 to 1727 code for a protein of 490 amino acids. Gene Ontology annotation, biological process: protein phosphorylation. The record is from RefSeq and is a predicted model, not a curated record.
AGGCGGGGAGGGUGGUGGGCCCCGCUGGGGGUGGGAGGCGCGGCGCGGAGGACGGUAGAGUGUGGCGCAGCUCUGGUGGGGCUUCCCGCUCGCUAUGCGUCGGGCGAGGGUCCACGAAGGUUGCAUGAUGGAAUUUGAAUAUUACCUCAAGAGGUUUUAUGUUUUGGAUUAACUAACUGUGUCCUCUGCUGACUAUUUCUUCGGACUUAUUUUUUGGUGUCCUUUUGAGACAAUAAACUCAAAGGGAUUAUAACAUGGACUACAAGGAAAGCUGCCCAAGUGUCAGCAUUCCCAGUUCUGAUGAACACAGAGAGAAAAAGAAGAGGUUUACUGUUUAUAAAGUUCUGGUCUCAAUGGGCAGGAGUGAGUGGUUUGUCUUCAGGAGAUAUGCAGAGUUUGAUAAGCUUUACAAUACUUUAAAGAAACAGUUUCCUGCUAUGGCCCUGAAGAUUCCUGCCAAGAGAAUAUUUGGUGAUAAUUUUGAUCCAGAUUUUAUUAAACAAAGAAGAGCAGGACUGAAUGAAUUCAUUCAGAACUUAGUUAGGUAUCCAGAACUUUACAACCAUCCAGAUGUCAGAACAUUCCUUCAAAUGGACAGUCCAAAACAUCAGUCAGAUCCAUCUGAAGAUGAGGAUGAAAGAAGUACUCAGAAGCUACACUCUACCUCACAGAACAUCAACCUGGGACCAUCUGGAAAUCCUCAUGCUAAACCAACAGACUUUGAUUUCCUGAAAGUUAUUGGGAAAGGCAGCUUUGGCAAGGUUCUUCUUGCAAAAAGGAAACUGGAUGGAAAAUUUUAUGCUGUCAAAGUGUUACAGAAAAAAAUAGUUCUCAACAGAAAAGAGCAAAAACAUAUCAUGGCUGAACGUAAUGUGCUUUUGAAAAAUGUGAAACAUCCAUUUUUGGUUGGAUUACAUUACUCUUUCCAAACAACUGAAAAGCUUUAUUUUGUUCUGGAUUUUGUUAACGGAGGGGAGCUAUUUUUCCACUUACAAAGAGAACGAUCCUUUCCCGAACACAGAGCUAGGUUUUAUGCUGCUGAAAUUGCCAGUGCAUUGGGUUACUUGCACUCCAUCAAAAUAGUGUACAGAGACUUGAAACCAGAAAAUAUUCUUUUGGAUUCAGUAGGACAUGUUGUCUUAACAGAUUUUGGGCUUUGUAAAGAAGGAAUUGCUAUAUCUGACACGACGACAACAUUUUGUGGGACACCAGAGUACCUUGCUCCUGAAGUAAUCCGAAAACAGCCCUAUGACAAUACUGUAGAUUGGUGGUGCCUCGGUGCUGUUCUCUAUGAAAUGCUGUAUGGAUUGCCUCCUUUUUAUUGCCGAGAUGUUGCUGAAAUGUAUGACAAUAUUCUUCACAAGCCCCUGAGUUUGAGGCCAGGAGUAAGCCUCACAGCCUGGUCCAUUCUGGAAGAACUCCUAGAAAAAGACAGGCAAAAUCGACUUGGUGCCAAAGAAGACUUUCUUGAAAUUCAGAAUCAUCCUUUUUUUGAAUCACUCAGCUGGACUGAUCUUGUGCAAAAGAGGAUUCCACCACCAUUUAAUCCUAAUGUGGCAGGACCAGAUGAUAUCAGGAACUUCGAUGCAGCGUUUACAGAAGAAACAGUUCCAUAUUCUGUGUGUGUGUCUUCUGACUAUUCUAUAGUGAACGCCAGUGUGCUGGAAGCAGAUGAUGCCUUCGUUGGUUUCUCUUACGCACCUCCUUCAGAAGAUUUAUUUUUGUGAACAGUUUGCCAUCCAGAAACCAUUGAGCAUUGAGACUGAAACUCUUCUUUGUGUGACUAUAUUCAAAUAUGUUUAACUAGUGCCUCAUUUUUACAUGUAAUGUUAAAAACUAUGAAAAAUGUAUUUUCUGCUGUAUGCAAGAAAAUAGGGCAUUUCAAAGAGCUAAGUUUCGAAUUAAAAUUUGUAUUAUUGUUUAUUAAGCUUAUUUUUAAACUGAAAUUUUAAAAGCUAUUGUUCUCAGCAUUAACCUAUUUUUAAAAAAACUUUUUGCUAAUGACUGUUUUCCCCACUGAGUUUACACUAACAUCUACCCAAGACAGACUAUUUUUCGACAGCCUGUUUCAGUUUGGUUAACAUACAUUAAUGCCUUUCUCUCUACUUUUGACCUUUGUUCUCAGAUCAGAACUAUGCAAUUGGUAUGUGGUUGUUUAAGUAGAAACCACAUCUUUCCACAAGUCAUUGUUUGACAUAAUCAGUUCUUGGUAGGAUUAAAACGUAAAAGCAUCGUUAACACAUGGGCUGUGAGUUAACACUUUGAGUAAGUGUUCAUUCUGCAGAUCAAAUUAAAAAAUAACAAAGGAGAUCCAUUGCUUUUGAAAUACCAAUUCAAAUUUGUGAAUUAUUUUUUCUCUGGAAGAAAAAUAAAAGCUUAAUAGAAAA